Messenger RNA from Anopheles arabiensis, 2924 nucleotides. It is a transcript of the gene TTLL3B, whose product is annotated as tubulin glycylase 3B. The record is from RefSeq and is a predicted model, not a curated record. The transcript has 3 exons. Gene Ontology annotation, cellular component: cilium. NCBI's taxonomy places the organism in Eukaryota, Metazoa, Arthropoda, Insecta, Diptera, Culicidae. The coding region runs from base 453 to 2738 and encodes 761 amino acids. Gene Ontology annotation, biological process: cilium movement; protein polyglycylation; cilium assembly. Gene Ontology annotation, molecular function: protein-glycine ligase activity, initiating; ATP binding; metal ion binding.
AGACACCAUGCAGCCACUCCCGCCACACGUUUCCACGAAACGCUUUUCCGUGUACCUCUGGUGAAAAUUCAAGGUUCUUCCUUACUUAAACCAAAUUGUUUUGUGUUUCAGUAGAUUCUAGUGUACGUUUACUUGGUGUAUAAGUGUGUGUGUUUAUCCGGAUUCCGUGGCAGCGGCAGCAGUAGUAGCAGCGGAUAGUCUCGUUCGAAAUCCGGAAAUUGUAGGUCCAGUAGCGUCUCCUAGGAAAAGAACGUGUUUGUUGGUGGCUGGAGCGAAAGAUAACAUAUUUAAAUCUCUAAAGCCUUUAGUGUAGCUAAAUUUACGAAACUCUCGUGUUCACUCGUGUUUACCUGCCCGGUGCGACGACUGCAUUGCUUAUCAUUAACAUAAAACGCCAGCUGUUAAUUAGGAAAAUUGAAUCGCUCUAGUGCUAAACGAAGUAGCUAAAUGAAAUGCAUCUAAAACUUAAAUUUGUUACCAGUGAUGUAUGGGACAGUGAUCCCGGUGUUGAUCUAGCGGACAUAACGCUAGAGCUGGGCGAGAUCGAUUAUGGCCGGCAGCUCGACCAGCGGUUUGAACAGGCACCGGUACAGCUCACUAGACGAUUUCUCAAAGGAUUACCUGCGCUAGAGCCACCACCUUCCAAUGCGCACAAGCGUCACCAAUGCCCGGGUCCGGCUGGUGCUACUCCCGGUGAUGAUGAUCGUCCCCUAUCGCCACUCUCCCGACCAUUUCCCCAGCCAAAGGCUAGUCAGCAUGUGCACACCUUCCCGCGCAUGGCGCCACGGUUGCAGCCCCCCGACGACGACGAAGACGCGAACCGCACGCCAAAGCACAAGUUUUUCCGCAACUAUAGCUUCGAUUUUCUCAAGCAAAAGCAGUUGAAGGCAAAGAUUGCGUCGGCGGUGGAGAAGAAACACAUCUUUUCGAUCGUUGGCCACUAUCCGGCACUGCGGAAAGCGCUCAAAACACGCCACUGGCUCGAAAAGCAAACCUUCCGGAGUGCGCUGCUGCGCGAACUCUCCCAUCACGCGCUGCUGCAGAAGGCGUCGAACGGUAACGAGUACGAGGAAGCACUCGUGUCCAAGUACCUGAAGCCGUACCUGCCGUACUUUAUCUGGCAGCAUCGGAACAUGCGCGACUGCAAGCAGGACCGCUUCUACGCACCGUACCGCAGCCGCAUACACUACGAGCGGCCGUACGAUUUUGCCGUGAAGGAGAACCUGAUCCGCCUGAUCAAUGCGUCCCACUGGCAUCAAGAGGAAGGGUUUGCCGAGCUGGACUACCCGCGCACCUAUCUGCUCGAUACGGAGGACAUCAUUACCAAGUUCCAGGAGGACUAUCAGCUCACGAUCGUGAGCAGCUUCCUGCACCACAUGGCCAAGCAUCUGGAGCACGCGUUCGACGACGAGGGCACGCUACCAACGGACGUGCUGACGACGGCAAUGAAGUAUCUGCGCUACUAUCUCGGCUGUGCGCAACACGAGGACAUCGAUCAUGAGGAGUUUUGCGAGCCGCUGCUAACGCCGGAGAACAGGCACGAGAUGGAGCAGCUGCUGGCGGGCGAGGCCCAGUUCUGUAGCAUACCCGGGUACGAGGUGCUCUCGCUGGUGGCGCAGGUGAAAAAGCUGGUGCACGAGGCGGCCAAAGUGUUUCCGGACAUGAAGAUCGACGGGAUACGCAACAUGUGGAUACUGAAGCCCGGCAAUCGGUGCCGCGGGCUGGGCAUAAUGCUUUUCAACGACGAUCGCAAACUGCUCGAGCACGUGGACAGCAAUCCGGACGUGAAGUACGUGGCGCAGAAGUACAUCGAACGCCCGCUGUUGAUACACUGCACCAAGUUCGACAUCCGCCAGUACUUUCUCAUCACCUACACGAACAACGUGCUGAAGGUGUGGAUGUACCGGAACUGCUACCUUAGGUUUAGCUCGCGCCAGUUCAAUCUGGACGAUUUUAGCGAAUCGAUCCAUCUGACGAACUACUCCAUCCAGAAGAACUACGCGAAAGAGGUGCGCGAGGGUGCGGAUGCACUGCCCGCGAGCAACAUGUGGUCACUGAAGCGCUUCCAGGAGCAUCUGCAAUCGCUCGACAAGGGUUUCUACUGGGAGCGCAAGAUCUAUCCGGACAUGAAGAAGAACAUCCUCGCCAUCGUCUGCGCCAGCCUGGACGGGAUGAAGAUGGAGCGCAACAUGUUUGAGCUGUAUGGGGCCGAUUUUAUGGUGACGGAAAACUUUCGUACCAUGCUUAUCGAGAUCAACACCAGCCCCGAUCUGUCCUCGUCCACCGACGUAACGUCCGUCAUUUGUCCGGCCGUGCUAGAAGAUCUUGUAAAAGUUGUAAUCGACAACACGAAGGACAAACGAGCUGGAACGGGACAGUUCGAACUGAUUCAUUCACUAGAGAUACCGCGUGUGGCACCGUACGGCUACGGACUGACCGUCGACGGGCGUUCGAUGCAAUCGAAACAUCGCUCCAAAAGUCCACUGUCCCCGAUCAACACGUCCACAGGACCGACGGUCGUCUCUACCGCCACAUCCACACCGAAGCGAAGCACAGCAGCGGCAGGAACGACCGUAGCAACAACAAUCGCAACAGGGGGAAUAAUAUCGACCGGGGCAAAUGGCGGGAAUGCGAAACAUUCCCGCUACGCCGCCAGUAGCUCGGAAUCUUCAAGCAGAGGCAGCAAAACGUCGCUUACGAGCGUCAUUUUAGACCGGCCGCGUACGACGCUGAAGUAAGCGGCCCUGUGCCUGUCCCGGUGGUCGGGGGAUACCGCUUCUUAACGGGCCCACCACAGUUGUUCAUAGCCCUAGAUUUGCUAGCCGAAUUAGUUCAUGGAAAUAGCAAAACCAACCAAAAACUGUAUACUUUCGAUAUGACACACAUAGCUAUAUUUCUAAAUACAUUUUAUGUCGUUAUCAGAA